AUGCCAAAUUGAUAUUUGAAGACUCUCAAAUGGUCCUACAAGCGUGUUAAGAAUCGGGAUAUUUUUAAGCAAUCCAUUUCGCUUAACUAUAGAGGGAAUGACACCUUUAGUAACUUUAUUGGAGGAAUAGCCACCUUAAUAAUAUUUGUGAUUCUUGCAGGCUACAGUAUAAUUUUCUUCAGGAUCAUGAUAAAUAGAUCAGAUGUAAGCUGGAAUCUAAACUCUGUGAGAACAAACUUGGCAACAGAGCAUGAGCCUUUGGUUUGGGCGGAGGAUGAUCCUAAAUUAAAAAUCUAUUGGACAGCUUAUCAACAUCACCUUCUAGACAAUGUGGGAGACCCAGAAAAUGCACUGAAAUUUAGUUUCUCUCAUGAGUAUAUCAAUACUGAAAAGAAAGCAAACGGUGAUGAUUAUUACACACGUACUGAACUCAGUUAUGAACCAUGUGCAGAUGAUUUUUGGACCAAUCAAGAUCUUGACAAUAAACUCAAUAUUAUAAAGCCCCAUUGACCAAAUAUAGUAGGUCAAAAACUAAAUGGGAAUCAGCAAAAUAAUAAAGAGUAUUCUUAUGUCACGUUUUGGUACUCUAAUUGUAGAUAUGAGUCCAAUUGAGUCCACUCAGAUAUUUCCAAAGAAAUUAUUAACAAGUCUAUCAUUUCAGUACAUGUGAAGAAUAAAUAUGUUGACUUGAACGAUAUUGAAAAUCCUAUCAAGGAUUACACUGAAACCUUAAGAAAUAUCCAGAUCAAAACAGGGAUUCGGACUAGGGUGACAAUGAAGCUAAGAAAACAUGAAGUGGUCCUUGAUGACUCUUUGUUCCCAUUACCUUGGAGCACAGAGCCGAUUUAUUUCAACUCGUUGGAAGAUUACUCAAUUUAUGAAGAAAUGCCAAUUGUGGGAGAUAGUGAUGGAGAAGUCGUGUUUGAGAUUGUUAAAGAUGACCGUAUUGAUCAACAUCACAGAAAACUCCUCAAUUUCUUAGAAGUGACCGGGAUUCUUGGAGGAAUGUUCGAGGUAUUCGAGGUUGGAUUUGGAGCAAUCAUUGGAAUUUAUGCAUCAUUUAUCUUUAAAAAGAGACUUGGUAUGGAUGUCAAACUCUAUGAAGCUAAAUUUGAAACAAUUUCAAAGGAGAUGAAAGAACUGGAAAAGAGACUCAAAGAAAAUAAACAACAGGAGGAAGAGGAGCUUAACCAAGAUGAAGAAGAGAAGGAAGGAGGAAAUUUGGAGAAAAUUACAGAAGAAUCUAAAAGUAAGAGCAGCAAAAUCUCAAGAAAAGAAGAGUCCAAGCUCGCUAACAAUAUUGCAAGAAUUUAGCUCUAAUCAAGCCGAUCUGAACAACUCCUACGGACCACUCAACUUAAAUCCUGACCUCCCAGUUGAGCCUGGCUCUCUCUUUAUGAACCCUCAACAGAAUGCUCAUGAGCCUUCUAAAAUCCCAGCAGAAAUAGAUGCAAAACAAGACGAGAAGAAAUGCUGCUUCUUUAAUAAAUUCAGCACAAAUGACCAAGAAGUUGAAAAUUUUAAUGAUAUGCUAGACUGUUUUUACAUUGUAUACAUGAUGAAGAAACUCCAAAUUCAGAUCAAAUAUAUCCUUUCCAGAGACUCAGAGUACCAAGAAGCUCUUGAGAAAAACCCAAGUCUCGACCUUGACCCCAGAGAUUUCCUCAAGGAAUCUCCAUCUUCUCAAAUCCAUCCUGUCUACGGCCAAAACAUUUAUCAAAUCCCUCCUGAACAACUGAUGAGAGUCCUCCCACGCGAAGAAAACAGGUUCCUAAAAUACCUCCCAAAAUCUCCAGAAAAUCCUUAAUAGGGGUUAACGAUUUUCAAUA
Messenger RNA from Moneuplotes crassus, 1829 nucleotides. NCBI's taxonomy places the organism in Eukaryota, Ciliophora, Spirotrichea, Euplotida, Euplotidae. The record is from the annotation of a GenBank genome assembly.